AUGAUCUCGAGCCUAUCAUCAGGGCCCACUGACUUCAAAGGUCUUCACUUGUUCCCAUGUGCUUCACGAACCGUACAGCUGGAUGUCGAUCUCGUUCGGAUCAACAAGGCCUACUUUCACAGCGAGCAAAGGCUCAAAGCGGUGGUCGUGUACCGGCAGAACAAAUGCGUUCUCAUUCGGAUGCUUGACGAGUUCGAAAGCUCAAAGGUAUGUGAGGCACAGGGUCCAUUUCAACGCUGUAGGAUCUCUAGCUCAGUAUCAUCCUCGGGAGCAAUCUUACAGGCGCACCGUCUUCAGCUCGAGUUCAACAGAGAAGAAGACGUCGAGUCCUUCUUAUCGCUCAUCGAGCCGGACAGCACCUUUCACGACGCUUGUCGGAAAGCCUUGCCGAAAGAGGAAAAGAGAAGCAGCUCGUCGAAAUCAGCGACGGAUGGAAAGGUCAAUCCUAGUGUAGAAGAGAAGAGCUACGAAAAUAAAACCAUCGCCUUUGACGACGCACAGCCGGAAAGUCAGAGUCAAGGUCUCGGAGAGAAGCUGUUGCAGCUCAACCAGACUCGCGAACGCCAACCAGUCGAGCCCGUCUCAGCUUCACCCCAACCCUCCCCGUCAUCGGGAAGUCAAAGUCUAAACGCUGGAUCGUCCAGCGCAAGCUGUCCGAAUUGCGCUCAUCCGAUCCGUCCACACAGCAGCGAAACCACCGCCUGCUCGCCAGACGCCAAGGCCUCGCUCGUUUCGGAUCCGGACAGCGCCACGAGCCUCUCUCCACGACAAACGCAGACACUCAUGACCGAAGUGACGGACGCAUCGAUGUAUGAGCAGGUCGACGAAGCCGACGAGGACUUUGACGACGGACUGUUCGGCUGGCCGGACCCAAGCGCCGUCGAGUGCAUCCAAGACGACGUUCGCAGGCUCUGCCUCACGCAUCCCUGCCUCGAUCGCAUGAUCGCCCACUGCGUAGAUGAAUACUUUCGAGAGCCUCGACAGAUGUAA
This is a messenger RNA of Pseudozyma hubeiensis SY62, 990 nucleotides long. RefSeq names its product likely oxysterol-binding protein. Bases 1 to 990 code for a protein of 329 amino acids. The record is from RefSeq and is a predicted model, not a curated record. NCBI's taxonomy places the organism in Eukaryota, Fungi, Basidiomycota, Ustilaginomycetes, Ustilaginales, Ustilaginaceae. The transcript has a single exon.